AUGGGAUGCGGCGGGAGUUCUCUUCACCCGCGUUCUUGCAUUCGAGUUCGAGUUCGAGUUCUCUCCACAUUUUCCACAUUUUCCACAUUUGGUUCAGAGAAACCAAUUUGCUUAGGGAUUAGUGUUUAUGUGACAGAGGGAGGAGUUCGUGUACCGACGAAGCCUCUUCUCCAUUGGAAUUUUGGAACGAGGAGAGCUAGAUUGGUAGUGUUUCCAAUCAGAGGAAGAAAUUGGUGUUUCAGCAGAUCCAUCGACCUUGCCGCUUCGGAUUCUGCUUCUACUCAGAUUCUUUCCACUUUGAAGGAUCUCUUGACCAAAAUUCCAUCGUCUUCUUCCUCCAAAUCAGACGCUCUCUCCCGCGGCACUGGUAGAAGCAAUGCGGAGAUUGUUACUGAUUUCAUCUCUUUCAAGAUGAAUAAAGCGUGGACUGCUCUUGAGAAGGCUCCUGAAAAAUCGUUUAAAAAUAAACUUCACGGGAUCGGAUUGAUGCUUUUAUCUCGAGUUACGCCGUCUGAGAUAUUCUUGAAGUCAAUAACUAAAGAUAUCACGAGUGUCGAAAUAACAUAUCGAUCGAGUUUGAAUCCACGGCUAGUUCGCAGGAGGUUACGGCAUAUUUCUCUCAGGGGAAUUCUGUCAUGGAACCACAGGCUCAUUGUUCGCACAUUUUCUUAUUGGCGAGCUCUGAAGGAUAUACAGCCAUUGAAGAAACUCGACGAAAUUCCAAGUCGGAUGGAGAGAUCUAAUGAUACAACUACAAUUAAGGAUACAAUGAGAUCAGCUCGAUCCAAUUUUCAGAUGGGAGGGGAAUGAAGGUGCAACAUUCAAACAAAGAUGAUCGAUCAAAUUCACAAAAUGAGGGAAUCACAUACGCUUGGAUUAAUGUGCGAUCUCAUCCAUCCCCAAGACGACAACAAUCGGAUUCGUCUAAGAAGUUCUCUUCUCAAUACAACCCAAAUGUGGUUGGCACCAGAUAACCAUAUUGGUCAGUAGUACUACCCUUUUAUUUAUUUUAUUUUUUUGCAUCGUAUCUAGUUUUUUAGUAUCAUUUAAAAACAUUAAACUAUUUGAUCUAACAUCGAAACCUAUUAGAGUUUGAAGUA
Messenger RNA from Cucurbita pepo subsp. pepo (vegetable marrow), 1100 nucleotides. The record is from RefSeq and is a predicted model, not a curated record. Lineage: Eukaryota; Viridiplantae; Streptophyta; Magnoliopsida; Cucurbitales; Cucurbitaceae.